Messenger RNA from Durusdinium trenchii, 969 nucleotides. Lineage: Eukaryota; Dinophyceae; Suessiales; Symbiodiniaceae. The record is from the annotation of a GenBank genome assembly.
AUGCGCGCACUCCGAAUCAUAGUUCUCCAGAAGGCCAUGGCACGUUACAGGAUCUUUCAUGUGAAGGUGAGCCGGAAUGUAUCAUGUGGUGCGCUUGCCUCAGGUGGCAUGAAGGACGAUCUCUCGGGCGACCCGGAGGCAGAUGAGGCCGAGCGAAGGGAUGCCGUGGCUGCUGCGUUGGCCAAUGGGGGGGUCUUCGCGGUGGACAAACCAGCAGGUCCCACCAGCGCAGAUGUCGUCGCAGGGGUGCUGGAAGCAGUGACCAAGAAGCUCAAGGUCAAGCUGGGCCAUGGAGGGACCCUGGACCCCUUUGCCACUGGGGUCUUGGUGCUUGGCCUUGGGCAUGGCACAAGAAUGUUGCAAAAGUUCCUGCAUGGUGGCAAAGAGUAUGUGGCCACAGUUCAGAUGGGGACUGAAACCGACACGCAGGACUACACGGGCCACGCGCUGCGUCGGUGCCGCUUCGACCACGUGCGGCGCGAGGUACUGGAGGAGGCCUUGCCCGGCUUCCGAGGGACCAUCUCUCAGGUGCCUCCGAUGUUCUCUGCCCUCAAGGUGAACGGCCAACGGCUUUACAAGCUGGCCAUGGAAGGGCAAGACGUGCCGCGGCCCGCCCGGGAGGUGCAGGUGGACGAACUGGAGUUACUGGAGUUCCAGCCGCCCCACUUCACCCUGAGGGUGCGCUGUGGCGGUGGACUCUAUGUGCGAACGCUGGGACAUGACCUGGCCCAAGCAGUCGGCACUGUCGGCCAUGUCACGUCCUUGCGACGGAUCGCCGUGGGCGAGUUUCGGGAGGCGGGUUGCCUUACUUUGGAGGAAGCGUUGGACCCGCAGAAAAUCGCCACCAGGCUGAGACGCUGCAGUGUGCCGAAGCGUCCAAAGAAGCGACUGCUGAGUGCGACGAGUGUGAACCGCGACGCCGAAGCCCGCGAACCGCCUCCGCUUCCACCGCUGAACGGUCCGCCUUAA